Cladophialophora yegresii CBS 114405 is the source of this 1614-nucleotide messenger RNA. RefSeq lists its product as uncharacterized. Lineage: Eukaryota; Fungi; Ascomycota; Eurotiomycetes; Chaetothyriales; Herpotrichiellaceae. The record is from RefSeq and is a predicted model, not a curated record. The coding region runs from base 1 to 1614 and encodes 537 amino acids. The transcript is spliced from 5 exons.
AUGCAGAGUCUAACACCGAUGUUUACCUUGACCACCCUUUUCGCAGUGCUUGCCGCUGUCCAAGCCGUGCCAGCUCCGAGACGUGCUGCAGCAGUGGUACCGCUCACCCUCACACUCGACAACUCGAGCAUCAAUUUCGACGUCGCGCAGACAGCCGAGGCGGCGCAGCCAUUAGACCCCCAAUUGAUCAGUCUAUCCAUUGAAUUUGGCAACGCUAUCGACUUCUUCGGCGACGUGGGCAAACCCAAUGAGUUCUCACGAAAGCUAUUGCAGAACGUUGUCGACAGAUCCGGAAUACCGCCAGUCGUACGCCUUGGAGGAAAUACUCAAGACAAAUGGGUGUACUGCGACAACUGCACGGCGGCAUUGAGCAGUAUCGUCGAAGUGAACCCCAACCAUCCAAUGAGCAGUGAAGCAGUCAACGUCACCGUUGGCAAGGCCUUCUUCCAGGCUUUGGAGGAAAAUGUGCCGCCAGCGACAAAGUUCAUCUUAGGUCUUAACCUUGGACACAAUAUCUACGAAAUCGCGCAGGCCGAGGUGGAUGCUUCUCUGAAGUAUUUCAACCAGUCCCGCAUCCUUGCUUACGAGUUAGGCAACGAACCAAAUGUCUACGGAGGCUACCCGCCCGUGCCGGCACGCUGGCGACCGAGCACGUGGACUGUCGUUGAUUACGCUCAGCAAAUGCUGAGUUGGAUACCUCGACUGAGAGCCAGGGCAAAGACGAACCCUCCCAGCUUUCAAUUCGGGUCAAUGAUUGGACCACCCACCCCUUUCCAAGAUUUCAGCUUGACCACGCUGGCCAGAAUGGGUGUUCCCCAGAAUAUUGGAGGCGUUAAAUACUUUGCCUCUCAUGGGUACCCAGAGAACGUCUGUACAAAGGAAGCCUCGGACCAGGUUCAGCUGACCAACUACGUAAACCAUCUCGAGACUGUUGGUUUCGUCUCGCAAUACCAAGGAGAGAUCGCCGCAGCAAAGUCGGCGGGCGCGAUCUUCCACAUAGGCGAGACCAAUAGCGUAGCUUGCCACGGCAAAGACGGCGUAUCCAACACCUUGGGUGCCCUGCUGUGGGAGAUCGACUACGCCUUAACUGCAGCGGCAGCAGGGGUAGAUCGCCUCUUCUUCCACAGUGGUGUUGGGGGUUUCUACUAUGCAAUGUGGGAACCGCUGCCGGUCAACUCUACAACACCUGCCCAUAUAAACCCGACGUACUACAGCAUGCUCUUUGUUGCCGACUUGGUUGCUGACCUGUCCCAACCCACCAUUUCUCGAAUCGUGAAGCUCGACACGUUCGACAUGGCACAGUACGCGAUUUAUGAGGAGAACAGGCUCCAGAAGCUUGUCAUUCUUAACACCCACUACUACAACGACACGAGCGAAACACGGCCAUCAAAGUUUGUGAACGUCAGCUCUGUCCUGGGGCCGAACAUCAAGUUCAGGCGUCUCACUGGCUCUGAGACUACUGCUAGGUCGGGUGUCACUUGGGCCGGACAAUCAGUGGAUGCCUCAGGAAACAUCGUGGGCAGACUGAUAACAGAACAUGCGUCCAACGGGCUGAUCCAGUUGCUUGCUUCAGAGGCAGUCAUCGUGGAGAGAAAUGGUACAAGUAGUUCUUAG